AUGCUGGGUUCCUCACGUGAAAGUCGCAGCUUGGGCGCCGGCACCUCCGCCGAGGCGGAUCUCGGGGAGAACGCCGGCCUCAUCGUGACAUACAUGAACGUGUUGCGUCACGACCCCGGAACGCGACAACAGGUCGGUCGGGACUACGCUGCGGCCGGCCGCGGCUUCCUCUAUGGCGAGAUCGAUGUCGUGCCGGAUGUCUCCAUUAUCAAAUAA
This is a messenger RNA of Colletotrichum graminicola M1.001, 216 nucleotides long. RefSeq lists its product as uncharacterized. The transcript has 2 exons. The record is from RefSeq and is a predicted model, not a curated record. Bases 1 to 216 code for a protein of 71 amino acids. NCBI's taxonomy places the organism in Eukaryota, Fungi, Ascomycota, Sordariomycetes, Glomerellales, Glomerellaceae.